Molecule: messenger RNA, 7817 nt
Organism: Mercenaria mercenaria
Lineage: Eukaryota; Metazoa; Mollusca; Bivalvia; Venerida; Veneridae
Exons: 7
Coding region: 3010-3627 (205 amino acids)
Source: RefSeq, a predicted model, not a curated record
UGCAUUUCGCAUAUCAAAUUAAUGUUCUGAAUAGAACAUAAAGUUAAACAUUCAUAUUCUUACGGAAGUAUUGGUUAAAAGGUGUAUAACGACUUAUUAAUAGAUAGUGAAGGUUUUCCAUCUAUAUUAUCAACUUGAAUAAACGCAUUUUAUUUUAUCACCGAAAAUGUCGAAACUACAGCAAAGGCGCGGAUAUCAAAGAACAUUAAGUAGUGCUCCAGAUGACUUACCAGAGGAUGCUCAUCUGUUAUAUAAAACUGAAGAACGGGGAUGUUGUCCUAUAUUCUCGUCAUGUGUCAAUUCGUUGGAAGAUACGGCUGAUACAAUACACCAAGAGCUAAGUCGAUUUUUGUUAAAAUUCUUAAUACAUAGGGAAUGUUAGUCCAAAAUGUUUUUGAUAUACGCAAUAAGAUCUGAUAAAGGUUAAUGAAUAAAGAACAUUUAACUAAUAUUUCCAGAACGGAGUUAGAAAAUGAGCUGCUAGUUGGAUAUAUAUGUGAAUAGUUGCGCGUACACGGGUUGGCUUAAUAAAAAUCUUAAGGCCUCAAUAGACGGUAGGAUUUAGUUGUACAACACAAAUGAAAUGUAAGAUGUACAGCCAAAUAUUAUCAUGUGUACGAUGCUAUUCCUUGAUUUCGUAAAUCUUAAGUUUUGACUUACAGACUAGGACACGUUCUCUUUCGUUAGUUUUGCAUUACGUACCACCCACAUUGAAAGCAACAAAUGGGUAAAUUAUUAGUUGAUAAUGAAGCAAGUGAAUGAAAUUCCAGAAAUAAUUGCCCAAACAACAACACAAAUCUGAAAACAAAAUGGCUUCCAAUACAUAAUGGAAAAAUGAUGACAUUGAAAAGUAAAUUGAUUUGUAUCAUGUGCAGUCGGAUUCAUAGGACAAAAAUAAUCGUAAACAAUGUUAUUCUGUCUAGCCAACAGCCUUAAAUAACUAAGAUUUAAAUUCAAAUCCGCCAACUUGUCUAAACACUUGUAAAACUUGUCAGUGACAAUCGGCCAUUUUGUUACAAAACGAAAGUAGAAAACCUAUGCCUUACUUUGCGUCUUCGGGUUUAAAUGUAAGUUAUUUAAGGCAGCAGGCUAAGCAGAAUAAAAUAUGAAGUGGAAAUUUUGGUUGUUCCACAGCGGGUCCAAGUAAACCACCAUAACGUAACGGCAACAUAGGGACCUUUUCAAAGAAAAAUUAAUAUUUUAUUUUCGUUUUAGUAUUAAAAACAAUAGUUUUUUUUACUUUUUUAUGGGGGACUCAUAUACGGUCACAAAGACUGGACGAGCACCUGUGUAUUGAAGGAAAGCUUCGAAAAUCAAUACACAGGUCAAUAUUAUUUUUCAUUAUUAAUGGUUACAUUCUUUUCAGUACCUGAUGCACUAUGUUCACUAGGUAAAUCUCUGUGGUUUUUAUGAGACAGGAAUAUUGUCAGAAUGUAACAAUUGUACAUCUUUGAGAUAAUUGAUGUUGUACAACUAGAAUCAACCGUCUGUGGACACCUUUGUUUUAUACAUGGACUUUUUUAUUUCUUUUUUUUAUGAACAAAUGUCUACGGGCUACAAUUCACAGCUUGACCUUUUUUCAAUUUCCAAAUGUCUGUAGCCCACAAUUUCUUGAAGAACAUUAUCUAUGCUUAAUAAAAACUAACACGGGAGAAAUAUGGUAGUCAUCUUUGGUACAUGAUAAUAGUUUGGUUUUGUGCCAAUGGAAAGUUAGAGAAAUUAGGAAACUGGUGGUUAUAUCAACUAUUUAUAAUAAUCAUCAUAAGCAUUUCAUAAAAAAUCAGUUUGAAUUUAUAAAAUAACAGUAUGACAUAUAAAAAAGAAAUUUCCCACAUGGCUUCAAUCUGUUUAAUUUUUUACUGAGUUUAGAACCUAAUUUUCGACAAAAGAACGCAAAAAAUAACUUAUAGCAGAAAAGCACCGUCUAAGACAAAGAAAGAAAAGAUCACAUCUUUAUUUUCUGGUCUUGAGUAUUACACAGUUUCAUAACAGGACCAAUUACAGUAUGUUAUGUAGGUUGCACAAAUAAAACAUAAUACUGUAAUGUGAGAAACGAUCCACUUAAGCAAUUGAUCCACUUUUGUUAAAGAUUAACGUUGAAUGUUAAACGUAUCUGAACCAAUAGAAGACAGAUUAUAAUUUCGCUUUGUUAAACUUUAAGAACAGAAAUAUGAAUAAGUAUUAAUUAGUUUUUACAGGGUUAUAGAGGAUAUUUCUUUGUUCCACUGUAAGAUUUAAAUAUUUUUCACAAAGUGAAAAUAGUAUUUUACUUGUGACGUAACGUGACCACGGGUGAAAAAAUGAAAGUUCUCAAGUUAAUGCUAUUUUAAUCUUAUAUGUUAAACAAAAAGCUUCUCUCUUUUCUUUCCAACAUAACGUACACCAUACAACGUCAGAUGCAUGGCACAAAUGACAACGUCACGGUGCUUUAUUUUGGAAGCAUUAGUUAUAUAAGAUUGAUUGUCUCCUAAUACAUUCUAAUAAAAUCUGGAAAUUAGAUCCCUCGGAAGCAUCGAGAACAAGGCAAACUGAAAAUUGCAGACUCGGUUUGAUUGAGUCUGUUCAUGGGCGGUAAUGGAAAAUGCAACACUGCCCACGCCCCUAGCACCGGCUUAAGCAGUAUUCAAUCUUCAAAUCUAAAUGAGUUGAAAUCAAUGAUCCCGAAGGACCAGAAAAUAUAACAACACUGAGAUGAAGUCGGGGCGACAUUUUACGGCCGCCACACAGCACUUAACAUACGAUGGACAUUUUAUUUAAUCUAUAUGUACAUCUUUAAGCGUAAUACGUAGUGCCAAUAAAAUUAUCGUUUUGAAAAUUCAAACCGUUGUAUUUCAAUACACUACUGAAAAGAGAAGCAUUGAAUAAAUUGAUAUAUUUCAGGUACCCGAAAAAGUGUCCGAUAUAUUAGUAAGUGACCCAGAUACUCACGGACAAGAUUAUAGAUUAGAGGCAAAAUUAUCAACUUUUGAAGUACGGGAUGGAGAUGAAUGUUCAGAAUAUAAAAGACAUAUGUUUACAGGCAUUAAUGCUGAUGGUACUGCAUCUGAAAUGAAACUAAAGAAUGAUGAUGAAAUAGUACUUAUGAAUGGGGACGUAUUUGCUCCAAGCAUUACCCAUAACGAAGCCUUACAGAUAUUCCUAAAGAUUAAGGUUGACGGAAGAUCUUCUUUUAAAAUGGUUAUCCGAAGGAAAAAAGUUCCAGGCUGUUGCGGAGGUUCUGGUUGGACAUGGAUAGAAUUAUCUACAACAUUUACUCUAAAGAGGGAAAUAGAACAUCCGAUAAAGGUUGUCACACAAUCACAGUUAUUGAGAAGGAAUAGAAUGGAAAUGUCGUUUAACAGUUUGUACCUGUAUAAAAUUCAAGGCACACAACGUUAUAUAACAAUAGACAAUGGUCACGUAUACACAGAUACUUUAGCUGGAGAUGAAAGUGAUAUGACAAAGCGACUUUUGAAACACGAGAUAGUAAGUCAGUACAGGAAUGAAGAUUUUAGUUUCACGGUGGCUUUAAGUGACCACACACGAUCUUGGUUUAUUGCAGACGAUAAGAAAGGAAGAAUUGUUCUAAGAGUACAGGAAACCCUGCUGGUUUGGUUUUACAUGUGCAGGAGGUAUCGUCACAUUUAAAACAAAAAGAACAGGAAAUUACCUUGCUUAUGACCACACUAAUAACCAGCUUAGACUACGAGCUGACAGAUUUUGUUUAGAAGAAAUAGAAGUGCCACAGCGCAGAAAACAGCUCUUCAAGCGCUAGAAGAGAACACAGGAACUCAACAUAGAAACACAAUUUAUAGCAAGCCUAAUGAAUACAUUUUUGAAAUUUGUAAAUUGUAAAUUUUGAUAUUUUCUGAGUAAGUGCUUUGCAAAAAGUAUCGUUUUGAAAAUGUUUUAUGAAAUAAUACUUCGGUAUUUGUAACAUAUUGUAAAUAUUCUACGUGUUUAAACUUUUCAUAUAUUUGUUAGAAAGUUUUAAUAUUGUAUGUGAUAAUAGUUUGAUAUACAAAAAUAUUAUAUAUUUUGUGGGUUGAUAUUGUGAUUCCUGUAAACUGUUAAUGUGUAUAACAUAUUAGAAUAUUGUACGAGUUGGUUAGGAAGUGUUAAUACUAAAUGUUUGUGUUUGUACUUUGAUACAUGUAGAGUAUUCUAAAUAUUGAACGAGCUGAUACUCCAAUAUCUUCUAAAUAGUGUCAAUACAGUAUUUGUUAAAACAUUGAUAACUGCUAGAAAGUGUUAAAACAUUAUAUUUGUGUUAAUACCUCAAUAUUUGUAAAUAAUUCUAAAUAGUGGAUGCUUUAAUACUUUGGUUUUAGUAAAAUAUACUAUAUAUAUUGUACGAGGCUCUAAAAAGUGUGUUUAUACUUAUGAGUUGACCGGUUCAUCCGUGGCUGUGUGGUUAAGGUCGCUAACUUAAUACACUUAUCCCUUAUUGAUGUGGACUUGAGCCUCACUCGGGGCGUUGAAUUCUUCAUGUGAGGAAGCCAUCCAUCUGGCAUACGGAAGGUCGGUGGUUCUACCCAGGUGCCCGCUCGUGAUGAAAUAAUGCACGGAUUGGCACCUGGGGUCUUCCUCCACAAUCAAAGCUGGAAAGUCGCCAUAUGACUUAUAAUUGUGUCGGUGCCACAUAAAACCCAAUAAAAACAAUGUAGGGAUAAUACACGUUUUUUUGUGUAUUAACGUCUGCAGAAGCCCACGGAAAGGUUUGUGACCGAGACCGAAUACAAAAAACAGACGUGUAUUGUUGCUAUUCUGGCAUAAAAAACACAACACGACGACUAAAUGUAUUGUUUUCAUAUGUGAUGACUUUACAAUUCCGGUACAUUUUUUAAUUACCAUUCUGUUGUUCUUGUAAACGGUAAACAUGUUUUAAAUAUCCAUAACCGGGGCCCAGAAAUCAACAACACUACAAAAAGCACGAUAUGAAGGUUUUUAAACGAUUUUUUAUCUCUCGUUAUUAUAAACAUGACAUUACCAAUAAUUGCUCAUAUUACUUAAGCCCGCCCGCUUAGCUCAGUAGGUAGAGCGUUGGUCUAUGGAUCGCGGGGUCGUGAGUUCGAUCCUAGGGCGGGGUAUUACUUAAGCCUGCCCGCUUAUCUCAGUAGGUAGAGCGUUGGUCUAUGAAUCGCGGGGUCGUGAGUUCGAUCCUAGGGCGGGGCGUAUGUUCACCGUGACUAUUUGAUAAACGACAUUGUGUCUGAAAUCAUUAGUCCUCCACCACUGAUUCAUGUGGGGAAGUUGGCAGUUACUUGCGGAGAACAGGUUUGUACUGGUACAGAGUUACAUGACUGAAAUACUGUUGAAAAACGGCGUUAAACCCAAAACAAACAGACAGACAAAAUUAUAUUACUUAAUAACUUUACAGUCUUGUUUUUUGAGUACAAACACAUUUAGAGUACGGAUGAGUACGAACGUAGUGACAAGCUUUCAAGCUGUAUAUAUAAAUUCUUCGAGAAAUUAGAUUAAAACAUGUUGACUGAUACUUACCAAAAUCAUUAAUAUGAUUCAUAAAAACAAACAGUCCUACAAGUUACAUGCAAUUCUUAGAUAGUCACGGUUGUCUACAAAAACUGAAUCGACGCUCACUUCUAAAAGGGGAGUAAACAAGGAGAGGAGAGAAGUGAGUACGAACAUUGUUGGGGGCAGUGCAUUUUGGCGUUUGAAACUGAUAUAGCAAAACAUUAUAUGGAUUAGAUUGCAUCUUUCAUGAAGAGGUUUUUUUAUGAAAGAAACAAGACGCAGAUAGCAGAUGUCAAUCUGCGCAGAAAUACGUAUACGUCUCUGGGAAAGCAUUUCAAAAAUAGAAAUAAUGUAUUAACAGCACGUGAAUUGCCUUGUUUGCACACGACUUUUCUCCCAUUAAUACAUGGGCGGAUCCAGUGAAAAUAAUAAUAAAUAAAAGUAUGAAUUGAUACUAUUAUGCAGUAAAUUUUUGUGUAUAUUGUUUAUGAUCCCGUACAUUUUUUUAAUAUAUUGUUCAGUAAGAAUUUUAAUCCUUUAUUGUCAUUUUGAUUUUGAUUUUGAAAUAUAGACAGGUUUUUGGAAAGAAAUUUCGGGCUCAAACAUAAGCUAGAAGCACUUUCAUUAUCUUGUCGUUUUUGCAUCUUAAGACCUGUCGUCUUCCUUGGAUGUUAGCUUAAAGUCAACAAACUUAUAGGGGUAAGGUCUACUAAAAGAUUCUAAUUUUAACUUUAUGAUUAAUUACUUGGUUACAGACUCUUAAAUCAGUCUUAAGAGUGGACAUAGCAAUCGCCUAUUAGGUCAUAAAUGAGAAGAUCUUUCACACUACCUUCGACUACGGACGCUGGAUGCCCAUGCGGUGUUAAUAAGUUGGUAAUAAGGAAUUUCAAUGGUUUUUAAUUAAUCUAUUCAAAUUAAGUCUAUUCAUGUGACUGAUGUCCUGAAAUUAUACUUUGUCUUUUUUAAUCAUGUAAGUUAAAGUUCUCUUAAGAAAGGGUUCUGUUCUUAAAGAGCCAUACACAUUCCGGCUCUGAAAUUCUAAAGAUACUUCUUAAUUGUUACAAUAAAAGAGGAAAAAAGGACACCUUAUUAUUUCUGUCUUAGCUAAGUCUUAUUUUUGUUUAAAGUUAAAUGUUUUAUUGAAACUCUUUUGAAGAUGUUUUCAUACUGCUAGAUUAAAAUAAGUUUCUUAUUUUAAUUGUUAAGAUACAUGUUGAAACUGUUUUAUUCAGUGAGCUUUAAGCAGCUACAUUGAAAUUAUGUUUUAUUUUUCUAGUAUUUAAUGUUUGAUAAGGUAGCACAUCGGAGUCUGCCAAGCUAAUUUGAAGUUCACUUUUGUACUAAUUUUACAUUUGGAACUUUGUGUUAAAUUUUUAUCGUGGAAAUAAUUAUUUGUUGAAGUAAAUGAAUUUGUUUCAAGAGUGUUAGAUUUUUUCAUAGUUAUUUAAUGUUUAGCAGUAUAUCACAAAACAACAGAAAUGUUCAGUAAACGAACAACAUCUUGACAAACAACUUAUCUGUCCAAUACAUGUUUUACUGUUCAGUCCCAUAGAAUUGGAUACUGAAAAUAUUCUAAAGUAGUUGUCCCCCUUUAAAAGGAAUGCCAUUUUAAAAGAAAUAAAAGUAAACAAAAAUAUAUUGUCAAAAACUAUGUUUUACCUAGUUAUGUUAAGUUUAAACAUUCACAGUCUGGUGAUUUGUUGCAAAUGUAUCAAAACGAAGACAUGUAACAGUUUUUUUAAAACUGGUGAGUUUUUAAAGGCGCUGAACUAUCCAGAACUGUGGCCCGUCAUGCAGUCCGUCACCGGAAUUCAAUACCUAUAUGAGUUAAUUGACGAUGGUUUUGUGAAUAAUAUACAUGUUUUAUAUGCUGUUUCAUUUUCAUGUAAACAAUGCUUUCUUUUUCAUGAUUUGGUGAUGUUCAAACAUUUUUUCUCCGAAACAUGGACCUUACUCUUAAGAUAGUUCCCCAUUUAGUCUAGGAAAUGAACACGAGGGUUGAGAACAAAACGGUUUCUCUAUCUGUAAGCACUUAAACCACUUUUACUGUUACUCCUAGGCCAGCGAGGAUAUCACAAAAUUUGUUGUUUUUACUUGUAGAAAAUGUGUGUAGAUUUUUAUCAUUUAUAUGUCCAUAAAUAAUUUUGUUUUGAUGAGACAAUGUUUUUUAAACAAAGCUAUUCCUGUGAGAUUUGAUCCUUUUUUGGCAUUUUAUACACUUUAAUUUUUGUAAUGGAAUGUUUUGGUAUUAUGUGACACAGAUUAACAUGUUAUAAAAGCGGAUACUGAAACCCAAUCCUCUCAAAGCAAUAAUCACGUACUUACUUGUGCACAUGCAUUUCCUGUUUGGGUUUCUAUAACAU